Molecule: messenger RNA, 3132 nt
Organism: Anolis sagrei ordinatus
Lineage: Eukaryota; Metazoa; Chordata; Lepidosauria; Squamata; Anolidae
Source: RefSeq, a predicted model, not a curated record
CACUCAGAGAAUCAGCCAAUCCUUUUGGGACCCAGUCUACCCAUUUAUUGAUCCAUUGACUGAUCUAUAUCCUUUUCUUGGAGGAGGAAAGAAGAGGCCAUGUCUUCCCCGGGACUGACCAGCGAGGAUCUCUCCCUCAAUGACAACUUCGCCUACGAUGACAACUGGUACAUGUACGGACCAAUGGCAGAGCAAGACGACAUGACACCUGAAAUUAUCCCGGACUGCUACCCAACCAUCCCUUUGGAUAUCUAUCACGCCUGCAUGGCCCCAGUCUCGUUGAUCAUUCUGCUGAUUCUCUCUCUCUUGGUGAAGCGCAAGAAACUCUACCAAAGUUGUUGGAAUGGAGCUCCUGGACUGUUGAGUCCUGUGCACUUCUUGGAAGAAGAAGGAAGCCGUGGCCCCUCGGUCGCCGUCUUCGGCAUCCUCUUCUCCUCCUUGUGUGUCUUGGUUCUGGAUAAGGACCCUCUGCCAUUCAUCUCCGAGUCUUCCACACAGUCUCGAGAGUACUGGAAGAUCCUGGCUUUGCUCUAUUACCCUGCCUUCUACUACCCCUUACUUGCAUGCGCUACCGUCCGACACAGAGCCGGGUCCCUCUUGGGCUGCUUGCUGUCCUGGUGCCACGGCGUGGUUUACCUCUGGCAGAAGGUGGAGUGCCCUCAGUCGCCCAAGAUUUACAGAUACUACUCGCUGCUUUCGUACCUCCCGAUCCUUUUGUGCCUCUUCUUUCUGAGCCUUUGGUAUCCGGCGCAGCUUGUCAAGAGCUUCAAGCAAAAGCAGAAGGUGGUUGCCGAGGAGGAACCUUGGAGCGACUAUUGCAAAGACUACCUGAAGACUAUCUUGGCAAAACGGCCACCGAAAAGAAGUAGCAGUAUAGCCAAGCCGAGCAUCCGCUCAAGGCUCCAGGAUUACUUGCGUUCUUAUGUCUACACACCUCAAGAAGACUUCCAGCUCCCCUUGAAACUGGUCCUCUCCUUGGCCAUGGCUGUGAUUGCUGUCUAUCAGGUGGCCCUUUUGCUCCUGGUGGCCUUUGUCCCCAACAUCCAGAUUGUGAGGUCUGGGAUGACCAAGGAGCUGACCGCUCUCUUUGUCCAGUUUGGGCUGGUGCCUUCGGAGAAUCCUGCCGGGAUCCCUGGAGACAAAGAGCUGGCCACAGCAAAGCAUUACAUCUGGUCCGUAGAAGUGUGCUUUGUGGCCUCGCUGGUCAUCUCCUGCCUCUUGACCUUCUGCAUGUUGAUGAAGUCGCUGGUGAAACAUAGGAUUAAUCUCCGCUUUCUGUACCGAGGGGCAGUCCUGGACAUUUUCCAUCGUCCCCGCAAACUCCAGGCAUCCCAGCAGGCCCUGGUGUGCUGGAUGUGUUUUGCUGGCUUCCAGACUGCAUUCUCCUGCCUGGGCCUCCUCAUCCAGCACAUUGUCUUCUUCGUCUCCACCGUGGCCUUCACGUUCCUGGUGGCCAUCCCCUUACAGUCCGGCACCAACGUCCACCUCUUCAAAAUUGUGGAAAAUAUGUGGCCUUUCUGGUUGACUUUGGUGGUGGCUGUGAUUGUCCAGAACCUCUUGGCUCAGUAUUCCUUCCUUGACCGCAACUGUCUACCUAAGGAGCUGAACAACAGACGGGCUUUGUACGUGGUGACCUUCCUGCUCUUCCCCAUCAACGUGCUGGUGGGGGUCUUGGCCGGGGGCUGGAGGCUGGUGGUGUCUGCGCUUUACAACGUCGUCCACUUCUGUCGCCUGGACGUGAGCCUUCUGGGCCAUGGGGUCGAGGUCUUUGAUCCAGGCUACCGCACCUAUUGUUACUAUUUGAAGAUCGAGGUCAGCCAGUCCCACCCGCUGCUGAAAGCCUUUUGCUUGCUGCUCCUCCAAAGGCACCAUCCCGCCGGGUCAACGUCCUCCCAGCCGAGAGAAGUGGAGGAAGGGGUCAAGCUCAUGAAGACCAAGACGCAGGCCUCCAAGACGGGCAAGUGCCAGCAGAACCGUGCCCGGUGGGGCCUGGCGUACACCCUCCUCCACAACCCUUCCCUUCUGCCCCACCGGAAAGGGGCGCUCUCCAAUGCCACGGCCAACGGGAUGAAAGCCAACCUUGCCAAGCCUUGACGGCUGAUAGGAAACCAUGGACUUGGCCACUGGGAAGACGGACCGUGCCUUUCCUUGUGUUCCCAUCCUUGUGUCCCUCUUUCCCGUUGGCAGCUGGCUCUUCUGCACGCCUUCUUGUCCUACCACGAGAGCGUGGCCAACAAAACUGGAGACAAGAGCAUCAGAAGGAUUGCAGAGCCAAAGGCAGGAAGCAAUAGCUGGCCAUAGUUCUCUUCUUCCUUCCCUACAGGUUCUUCACCAACGAGUGCCUCUCUUUCUCUCUUUUUUGACUGUCGUGUAGAUGACUUUCUUGGCCGUGGAGGCCGGUAGAAUUGUUCAGUUGCUAGUCUUCUUGGAGAUAUGUCUCUUCAAUCAGGAUGGUUUGGCAUUAUGAAUCGAGAAGGAAACGAUCAUGACAAGACUGUUGGUUGCAACCACACCACAGAAUCUAAUAUUGGAAACAGAAGUGUGGACAAUGGGUUUCCUUUUGGUGGUCAAGAGGCAGAUAAUGUAGGAGCAAAUGACGCAAAGAGAGUCUGAAUCGACUGUUUUACUUUUUUUGAACUCCAACUCAGCUACGUUUAGCAAGGUAGGCGCCAUUUUUCGAAAAUGCCUGAAAGAAUGAAUCCUAUUAAACAUGGUGAGCAGGACAUUUCAACAUGGAAGGUGGGAGAGAUAUGUCAAUCGGCUUCAAUCACGAUGUUUGACUCAUUCCUCACGGGGAAGGCUAAAAGCAAUCUUUCCCUUGAGCUUGGAAAUGUUCCUUUGUGAUGUUACAAUUCCCAGUUUCCCCAUGAUUAGCAACCAUGAGGGUGGAGGAUUCUGGGAGCUGUAGUCCACUUCUUUUCCGAGCUUCCUCGCUUGAUGAUCUCAAGGAGGGUUGCCCGUGGUUCCUUCCUAGGCCACCUGCACUCCUCCACUUUGACUUCCUUUCUCAACAAUUCCUUGAUAGUAGGAGCUGGGAAAGUCCGCUCCGGAAACAGCCAGAUGAACGCAAUUGUAGAAUGCAGAGAGUUGAUCUCUUCUGGUGAAAAUAAUAAUAAAUGAAAUUGUGACCAA